Messenger RNA from Lytechinus pictus (painted urchin), 4186 nucleotides. Its product is annotated as adenosine deaminase-like protein. Gene Ontology annotation, biological process: adenosine catabolic process; inosine biosynthetic process. The transcript is spliced from 6 exons. The record is from RefSeq and is a predicted model, not a curated record. Gene Ontology annotation, molecular function: adenosine deaminase activity. NCBI's taxonomy places the organism in Eukaryota, Metazoa, Echinodermata, Echinoidea, Temnopleuroida, Toxopneustidae. Bases 15 to 713 code for a protein of 232 amino acids.
GAGAAUAAUGAUGUAUGGAGAGCCAUUCGUCAUUAUUUACAACUACGAUGGCAUCCUCGCCAAGAGUGGGUUUAGAUUAUUGUCAAAAGCUGCCUAAAAUCGAGUUACAUGCUCACAUCAAUGGAAGCAUUAGUCCUUCAACACUUGAAAAACUUGCAGGAAAUUCCUUGUCGUCGUCAGAUAAAAACAUAAAGGAAACCUUCAACGAAAUACACAGAUGGAGAACCUUGGUAGAAAGACGGGAAAGGCAGACAUUGAGUGGGUGUUUCCAAACAUUUAAACUAAUUCACAAAUUAGCUAAAGAUGUCAAGGCUGUUUCCAUGGUAACUUCUGAUGUCAUAAAGGAAUUCGCCAGCGAUGGUGUAAAGUAUGUUGAACUCCGGAGCACACCUAGAGAUGAUCCUGCGAAUGGAUUGACAAAGAAGCUGUACAUUGAUGCUGUACUGAAUGGAAUAGAGAAAUGUGAAAGAGACAGGAUUGAUACAAUAGUGAAGUUUCUGCCAUCCAUUGAUAGAAGGAUGUGCUUAGAGGAUGCAGGAGAGGUUGUUAAUCUUGCAUUGGAAUAUCAUUCUUCAACAGACAAGUGUGUUGGAUUAGAUCUCAGUGGUGAUCCAAAGUACGGUGAUGUCAAGGCACUAGUCCCGCUGCUUCAGAGGGCCAGAAAUCAUGGCUUAAAACUUGCAAUUCAUACUGCCGAGGUAAGUUCAGUUUGAAGAACUUUAAAAGGUCUCAGGUAGUCAGUCACAGUUGAUAGUACAUAUGAUGUAUGUAUGAGAUUAUAGCAUAAUUUGUUAUGAUAUGGGUGGUGUUGUAUUUUUCAACCUGAUUGCUAAGAAAUAGUAUUAAUGAUAAUAAUGGUGUUGUUUUAUGGAGCGCACACACCGUCAAAGACGUUCAUGGUACUAGCCCAGCAACAGUUUCCUCGUAUGUACAAGUAUGACCGAAGGCCUAUUGUCCUUUCAGGGAGGAUAAAUAGCUUACCAAAGGAUAUUGUACAAUGCUUACUUAGCUCAUGACAUAUACAUGGUGUACUGUGAAACCUACUAUUUUAUCCUUUGCCAUGGAAACCAGAAGUUACGCCUACUUAGUAGCUUGUUGUGCACAAGCAAAUGGAAGGCUGAAUGAGCAACAUUCGCACCAUCGUACUCGUGUCUGCUCGCUAUUGUGUACUUGUGUCUAAAGUGGAAAUCAAAUCGGAUUGUGAAACCACCUCUACCAUCAUGCUAUACCUUGUGAUGAAAGUAACGUAAAUGCAAAAUGAAUUGUUGUGUCAUAGUUGCGAUAGUCACUUGAAAAGGUAAAAAAGUUGUCAGGGCAUUCAAUUACCCCCCCCCCCCCAGUUGGUUUAGGGUUAAACACAUCCAGAUUAUUAUAUUAUAACCCCUGUCAACGGAUGCAAUCAGUCUUUUCAUUAUUAUCUUCCGCUCCCUGGGGUGUGGGGUACUUACAAUGGUGAUCAAUUACUUUUGUAUUCUACCGGAUAUGCCUUUCAAUUUCACCCCAGGCUGUCCAUUGGAUCAAGACAUCAUUGUGAGCAGCUCCCUUGCUAACAAACGUUCUGAGCAUUCACCCUGUUUCUGCACCCUGAUAACUUUUCUGCAUGUAGUUAUGGAUUGAUUUACAAAGGUACAUUCAAACCAAAUCAUUUAAAAGGUUAUGUGUGCUUGAAGACAAACCUGCUUUGCAAAAACACCGGUGUUAAUUUAACACCAGCCUGGUAUCUAUAUCAGAAAACACAAGGAAAAUGUUGAAAAGAACACCAGUUAAGAAUGAAACCGAAAUUGGUUUAACCAUGGGUUCAUAGUUUAACUCUGAUUAUUGCUGUUUAAAUGCCUAUCUGCUGUUAAAAUCUUAAGUGGUGCUGUUUCAACACCUGUAUAUUUUCCUAUAUAGAUAACGAGCUGGUGUUAAAUAAACACUGGUAUUUUUGCAGUGUGUAGGCUCUCUCCUUUCCCUUUUAUUUUGUUUCUUUCUCUCUUUUCCUUCAUUUCUUCUUCUCUCCCCUUUGCCUUCUCACUCUUUUCCUUUUUUUUCCCUUCUCCCUUUCCCCUCCCUUUCUUUCCUUGUCAUUUGAGUCCACUUUUCUUUCCUCUCAUUUUCCCUCCUUUCCUUCUUUUCUCACCCUUUUCCAUCUUUUUCUUUUCUUCGUCUUCUCCCUUUCCUUUAUUUUUCUCUCCCUUCUCCAUUUUCUAUCUUUUCACUUAGUUUCUUUCUUCUCUCCUUUUCCUUUUUUUCUUCCUCAUUUUCUCUUUUCUGUCUUACCUCGUUCCCAUUCUCACCUUUUCCUUCUUUUUCUCACUUUUCCCUCCUCCUUUUCUUCUCAUCCUCUAUCUCUUGCUUCCUUCCUCUUUUAAUUCCCUUUCCUGCAUUUUCUCCUUUUCCCCUUCUUUUGCAUAUCUUUUUCCUUUAUCUUCUCUUUCCGUUUCCAUUUCCCUCUUCUUAUCCAUUAUGUUUUGUCUGCCCGCUUCUUUAUCUUUCCCAUCAUCCUUUCCCUUCUAUCCCCCUAUCACAUUAUAAUGAUAGUGUCAUAUAUCGAAAAAGGAUUGGAGCAGCCUUUGGUAGUCCUUUGUCUCCCAUUCUGGCAUCAAAUCCAGACUCUAGAAACGUUACUUAGAUUACGUCCUUGCCAUUGGAUGACAAGUAUCAUAUGGACAGAUUACCAUUUUAUCUUCUCUCAAGUGCAUAGGCGGAUCCAGGGGGGGGGGCCGAGGGGCCCGGCCCCCCCCCCCCCUAUUGGCGGAGCAAAAAAAAAAAAAAGGGAGAAAGAAAGAAAAAAAAGAAAAAGAAGGGAGAAGGUGGAGAAAAAGGAAGAGUAAAGAGGAAGACGAGUGAAUAAAAUAAGAUGAGGGGGAGACUUUGAAAAUAUAUUUUUUUUGUAAAAUUCAUGUCACUAUAUAAAAUUUUCGCUCGCAUUGCCUUUUAGGUGAUUUACAUAUCUUGCUCAAUAUGGAGCUUAAAACUUUAAAGUCAAUUUUCAAAACAUAUUUCAGCUCGGAAAUCGAACUUUGAUUAUUUUGGUUUGAUUUAAAACUCUAUUUUUUUUCUGUUUAAUGGUCUGAAUAUUCACAUUUUCUGCUCGCGCUGUGCGCUCGCAAAAUUUGUCAGGUACCUAUUAUUUGCCUGUAUUCCAUAAAGUUCUAAAAAUAUCCCUAUUCAGGUCAGAUUGUCAAAACGCAAUAGCUAGGGCUGCAAGCUUGCAUUUAAUUUGCUUGGUGAGUUAUGUAUAUCUUAAUAUUAACAAUUAUAUGACAAACUACUUAAAAUCCAUAUUUCAUGACAGUUUAUCAAAUACUUUGGCUCCCGAUUUGCGCUUGCAUUGAUUGUUGAAAAUAUAUCAACUCAUGCACCUUAUUCAUAAUUACAAAAGUGCUUUAAAUGUCCAGUUUUCAGGCCAUAAUAUUAACAGAUUUCGCGCUCUCAUUAGGGUUAUUAGAUAAAAAAAUAAGGUAUUAAUUUAAUAAUCAAAUUGUACCUUUUUUCAGAAUGGAAUAUCGACAAGUUUCAUCUCGCGCAUAGGAAGAGAAAUAGGAAGAUAGUCAUCAUUUUCAUAUGAUGACAUAAUGUUCUUAGAAUAUCCCAGUCCUAUAUGUCAAAACUCAAAGUAAUAACAAUGAAACAUAUCAGCUCUUUUUUAACUGUAAUCCAUAUCUACCUCACAAUUUUUCUACAAAGUGCUUGAAAUACAAAGCUUAAAUUGACCCUUUCCAGAUCAGAAUAUUUUAUUGAUUUUCAUGAUAAAAAAGUUAUUUAGAAUGCCCAGAUUCUAGGUCGAAAUCUGAAGCACGUGCGCGCAUGUUUAUUCACAUACGCAGCUUGUUCUCUAUACAUGUUUAAAUCAUUAUCCAGUUUCAGAUCACAAUAUCAAAAAAAUUUCUGUUCGCGUUUUGCACUCGCAUUAUUAAUGUAGGAAGAUUUCCAAUUACUCAUCCUUUUCAUGAUUUACAAUACAUGAAGUGUCCAAAUUUUAGGUGUCAAUCUCAUUUUUUUCCGCUAGCGCUUCGCGCUCGCAUCAAUUGUUUAGUUACAUACUUAUCCUUUUCACGAUAACAAAAAGUGCUUAGAAUUUCCAUUCUUUAGGAAGAAGUGGAAAAAUAUUCAGCUCGCACUAUUUAAGUACGGCUUAUGAGAUUAUUAUAUAUUUAUGUUAAGAAUAAAGCUUAGAAGUGACUAUUGGGACUACCCCUUC